Poecilia latipinna (sailfin molly) is the source of this 3991-nucleotide messenger RNA. It is a transcript of the gene tab2, whose product is annotated as TGF-beta activated kinase 1 (MAP3K7) binding protein 2. Gene Ontology annotation, biological process: positive regulation of canonical NF-kappaB signal transduction; positive regulation of protein kinase activity. Gene Ontology annotation, molecular function: ubiquitin binding; K63-linked polyubiquitin modification-dependent protein binding. The record is from RefSeq and is a predicted model, not a curated record. The transcript has 7 exons. Bases 487 to 2715 code for a protein of 742 amino acids. NCBI's taxonomy places the organism in Eukaryota, Metazoa, Chordata, Actinopteri, Cyprinodontiformes, Poeciliidae.
GGGGGGGAAGGAAAACAAUUUCUUCAUCUCGCGAUAGCAGCUCGCUGAAGCAGCCGCCAUAUUCUGUGACAGUAUUUUGAUUCGUAUCUGCUGGAAGUGAGGAAAAAGAAAAGUGAAGGGCUGCAGAGGGGAGGGGGGGCGAAGACGAGGAGCUGUCAAAAAGUUCUCUCGGAGUCUCUGUCAAACAGCAGAGGGCUGUGGCUCGGUUUGCCUCCGCUUCUUGCUUUUCCGAGGACACAGGCCCGGGGCCUCGGUGUUGUUAGCUCUUCUCCCAGUGAGCGCCCGGACCCCUUACGGCUUCUCCUCUCCCAGCUCCGCGGCCCUUCGGAGGUCCGGCGGCGGUCUCGGGUGUUGAAGGCGUCCCGGGGAGCGGCGGCAGCGGUGGAGACUGGAAGUUGAGAUGUUCAGGAUGAGGGUGGGAUUCUGCCACAGCUGAUGUUCCAGUCUGCUGACCUGAACAAGCGGUCCUGACCUGGCAACAUACGAAUGGCCCAGGGAAACCAGCAGAUUGACAUUCAGGUUUUGCACGACCUGCGCCAGAAGUUCCCUGAAGUCCCUGAAGGUGUCGUCUCUCAGUGUGUUUUGGAGUGCAACAACAAUCUGGAUGCCUGUUGUAAAUACUUGUCCCAGGUCAGUCCAGGCUACCUUUACAGUGACGCCAGCAGCCCCAGCUUCUCUGAGGACCCCAACUUGAAGCACAUGACCCAGCUGAACCUGGGCCUGCAGUCUCAGAAUGUGCAUGUGGCCCCAGACCGGGACGGCCUGAGAAUGAAUGGCAGCCGGACCCUGGCCCACAGCAUGAGCGACGGGCCCCUCCAGACAGGCCAGGCCCCCAGCAGUGACUUUUUCCAGCACGAGCCACAGUCCGCCCCGGUGCAGGUCCCCUCCACCCUCAACGUCUUCAGCGUGAUGGAGCCCACGCGUAAGGUGCAGCCCCCGCAGAACCUGGGGCUCUACACACUGGGAGCCAAAGGGCCGAGCGUGGGGCCACACCAGGCCCCCCGUUUCAACCCCAUCACAGUGACGCUUGCCCCAAACCUUCAAACAGGCCGCAACACCCCUGCCUCUUUGCACAUACACAGCGUGCCCCAGCAGGGCCUGGGCAGCCCUCAGGGCAACUCCAUCUUCAUCCGGCCGUACGUCAGCCAGUCCGGCUCGGGCCGGCAGAGCCAGCAGCCGAGUGGCCGUGCCCAGUACAGUCCCACUUCCCAGCCCCAGCAGCAGAUCUUCCAGAUCCACCCAUCACCCUCCCCCAGCCCGCGCCCUGCCCCCCAGCACACCUCUUCGCACACCUCAAGGACCUCUCACGUCUACAUGCCCAUCAGUUCCCCCACCAACCCGCAGGCACCUGCCAUUCCCCCCAGCGGUGGCGUGGCGGCAUCCUCCAGCGUGUCCUCCUGCCCCCCGUCCUCCUCCUCCUCCGCCCUGCCCUCCUCCCUGUCUGCCGUCAGCCAGUACAACAUCCAGAAUAUCUCCACCGGCCCCCGGAAGAACCAGAUUGAGAUCAAACUUGAAUCUCCUCAGCGGAGCAGCUCCACCACCGCCACAACGGUGCUGCGGGCGAGCGGCGGGCCCUGGUCUGCCUCCUCUUCCUCCUCUGGCUGCCCAUCCUCUUCCUCCUCUUCUACUGUCUCCAGCACCCCUCAGUCCAUCGGAGGGUCCGGCUCCAGCCGCAACCAGCCCACUGUUUACUUCUCAGCCAGCCCACCCACUGCUGCUAGUGCCCUUUCUGAGGAAGCCAUGGUGGCCUCGCUGGGGUCCCGCCCUCAGCCCAAGUUUUACAUUUCUGCCAGCGACGACAGCGGCAGCAGAAACCCUCCUACAGUCUACAUCUCAGCUAACCCUCAGAUCCAGGGGCCCUCGGUGGCCAGGACCAUGGGGGGCCAAGUGAGCAUGGGCCCCGCCUACAUUCACCACCAUCCGCCUAAGAGUCGGCCCUCUGUGGGAGGCGGAGGCACAGCAUCUUCGCCUCGCGUGGUAGUGACUCAACCCAACACCAAAUAUACCUUUAAAAUCACUGUGUCUCCUAACAAACCUCCAGCUGUGUCCCCUGGGGUUGUGUCCCCGACCUUUGAGCCCAACAACCUCCUCAGCCUGCCGCCGGACCACCACUUUGUGGAGCCGGAGCCCCUGCAUCUGUCUGAUCCGCUGUCACCGCACAGAGAGCGGCCAAGCGAGCCGCGCAGACUCAGCAUGGGUUCUGAUGAUGCAGCGUACACACAAGCUCUGCUGGUCCAUCAGAAAGCUCGAAUGGAGAGACUGUGGCACGAGUUGGAAAUGAAGAAGAAGAAGUUGGAGAAGCUAAAAGAGGAAGUGAAUGAAAUGGAGAAUGACCUGACCAGAAGAAGACUGCAGAGAUCCAACUCUGCCUCCCAAAUUCCUUCUAUCGAUGAAAUGAAGAAUCUGCGAUGCAAAAACAGAACGCUGCAGAUCGACAUCGACUGCCUCAGCAAAGAAAUUGAUCUCCUUCAAACAAAUGGACCACACUUAAAUCCAAGUGUAAUCCAUAAUUUUUAUGACAACAUUGGAUUCCUUGGUCCUGUCCCACCCAAACCCAAAGGUACUACAUCUGUCGACACAGGAAGUAAGAUUGUGAAGCCCAGCACAGAUCCAGAGGAGGAUGAGGGCAACCAUUGGAACUGCACAGCCUGCACCUUCCUCAACCAUCCCGCCCUCAACCGCUGUGAACAGUGUGACUUCCCGCGGCACUUCUGAGCCAACGGGGCGCCGCACCGUGCCCUGCCUCCGCACACCCUGACGUCUCGCAGGCUACAGUAGACCAGACUUUUUGAGUUUUCCUUUUGCUUUUGUGCGGCGAAAGAGAAAAACGGACAGCGGGCUGCGGUAGUGAAAGCAGAGCAGCCUCUUCUUCCUAGCUAUUAAUCGUCUUUCCUGUUCUCUGAGGGAGGUGUAAAGCUGUCCACCGAAGGCCUGACUGGACAGCGUAUACAGCUCCUGUUGGUUCCCAACAGUGGGAUGAUACCUCGCCUUAGAGACCGGGACUGUGUCUCGUUGGGCGACGCUUCGCUGCUUCCACUCACAGUAUUAUGAGCGUGGCCCCGCAGUGACGGCACACGCUCGCACAAACACUCCAGGUGCCGAUGUGCCUUUUCCUGAUCGUAUAUCUGAGUUGUUUCUUCCUCCGUGACGGCCUGACCUGGUGAUGGAACUGAGCUCAGCCGCCGAAGGUAAUCCUCUUGUGGACUUGAACGUUCGUUUCCCGUUGCUGCCAUGUUUCCAUGCUUAUUAAUGUCUCUCCAGCACCCCCUUUCUGUCUACGUAGUCACGACUCAAUGAAAAACAAGUUGCAUGCUUUAUGUACAGUACAUUGAAGCAGAAGCUCUCCUCGAGCUCCUUGCUGUACAUAAUUUUUAGAUUGUGCUUUUAAACCUUUUCUCCUCACACUAUGAAUCAUGUGUAUUUCCUGUAAUUAUAGCUUUAUAGACUUUAUCAACUAUUUUAUUUUUGUUUUCCUUAAACAGACAAGCACCAUGCUCCAUUUUUAAGCUUUUUACUUGAUUUGUGUGGGAGCAGAAGCUUUGCAGAAGGAGACGAGCAGAGCCGGUCAAAACCCUCACAGUCAUCACGAAGCUACACGUGUCGGUUGGUCCGUUCGUUGCUCGUGUAUUUGCUGAGUUUCCCGUGUACGAUCUGUUGACGUAAGGCGACGGAGGAGGAGUUCUUGUUUUUAUUUUUGUUUAUGUUCUUCAGGACAUAUUGGAGAUUUUGUGGGGUUGGGGAAGAAGAGCUGGGUUUAAAAAAAAAAAAAAAAAAGGAAAAAAUGACAAACUGCCAUCCUAUCUGACAACUGGAAUGUAGGAUUGAUGUUUGGGGAUAAACUACACCUCAGUGCGAAGAGACUCAUUUUGUAACGCACCAGGAUUGAUUUGGAGGAGCUCCUGGAAAACAUCUGAAGUUUCCAAGCAGACGUGAGUCUGAGUGGAGCUUCUGGUUUCAACCAACUGGUGAUGAAUUAAAACGUCUUUCCUCU